AUGUCGGCUCAAGUGGCGCCCACGCGCAUGGCACUGACAACCUACAGGGGAAAACGCGUUGGCGCAAAGAAGGGAUUCGAAUUACUGAAAAAGAAAGCUGAUGCGUUAAAAAUGCGUUUUCAGGCUAUGCUACGCGAAAUUCAGAAGACCAAACUGGCCAUGUCAACAGAGGCGUCCGAAGCAUUUUUCUCACUUACACAAGCGCAGUACGCUGCAGGUGAUUUUCGUAAUAAGGUAAUUGAGUCGGUGAGUACUGCGGAAAUACGCACGCAGAAUCGCAUCGACAACGUGGCCGGCGUCAAACUACCGGUGUUUACCGAGGUAGAGGUCAGUCGAGAAAAGAGUGAGAACAUUGGCCUGGCUGGCGGAGGUGGCAAGAUUCAAAACUGCCGUGAAAAAUUUCGCGUCCUAUUACGCGCGUUGAUCAAACUAGCGUCUUUACAGACUUCUUUCGUGACGCUGGAUGAAGCUUUGAAAGUGACCAAUCGUCGUGUUAAUGCGCUAGAUAACGUCACUAUUCCUCGUAUUGAGAAGACAAUUUCAUACAUUACGCGCGAGCUAGACGAGCUAGAGCGUGAAGAUUUUGUGCGCAUUAAAAAAGUUCAAGCGAACAAGCAAGAACACGAAAAAGCCGCCAUGCUCCGAGAAACAGAAGAAAUCGCAUCUAAGAAAAACUCGGGCACCGCUGAGGAGGACGAUCCAUUCGCGGACGUCAUUGCGUCGGACCGCGAUAUCCUUGCCCACUUCAGGUGCACAGAAAAUUGGUUGCAUCUUGUAAAGCUUGUCAUUUCGAUGACAAACUCUGUUCCAGACUUCUUUUGGGCCUCUGUCGUCAGCUAG
Molecule: messenger RNA, 840 nt
Organism: Plasmopara halstedii
Lineage: Eukaryota; Oomycota; Peronosporomycetes; Peronosporales; Peronosporaceae
Product: h-or na-translocating f-v-type and a-type atpase (f-atpase) superfamily
Exons: 11
Coding region: 1-840 (279 amino acids)
Cellular component (GO): vacuolar membrane; proton-transporting V-type ATPase complex
Molecular function (GO): proton-transporting ATPase activity, rotational mechanism
Source: RefSeq, a predicted model, not a curated record